AACAAUAUUUAAAGAACUUUGAAAUAAGAAAAAAAUAAUAAAUAAAUAAAAAACAACAGUCGUUUAUUCGCGAUAGAAUUUGAUUGUGACGGUUAUAUGUAAUCGUAUGGGACGGAAUUGUCGAUUUUUUUUUUUUUUCUUUUGGUGCGUGCCGUGCGAUCGUGAUUACAUGUGAUUUUUUUUUUUUUUUAUCUCGCUGCUCGUACACGUAUGCGAUAUACGAAAAAACUACAAGAAUCGCACAAUAAUCAACAUAGUAAAAUCGUGAUAAACAUAGUAAUAUAAUAUAUAUAUAUAUAUGCACGCCCACAUACGCAUGUAGGAUAAUAAAUAUAGAAGAGUGAUACACAGUUCGAGGAAGAGAGGAGGCAGGAAAGACGGCGAUAUAAAAUUCCUCAUCGUUGCGAUACGCGGGGCGGGGGGGGGAGGGGAGUGAUUUCAUUUCCCAACACCGUCGACAAUAUGAUGGAUUCAGGGCCCGGUGUCCCGUUCGAUUUGGAGGGUAGUUUCGAGCCCCAGGCACGCGCGAGAUCCAACACAUGGCCGCUCCCUCGGCCCGAUGGUUACGACGACGGGCCCGUCGGUGCGGCGGGGGGCCCGGGGGGCGGGGGCGUCGGCAUCGGUAAGGAGGGGGUGGAGGGCGGUACGCCACCGCAGCAGGGGGCGCUGGGUCCGGGGGCCGGAUUGAUGCCGGUAAAGAAGAACUCAUCGCGUAGGAACGCGUGGGGGAAUUUAAGCUACGCCGAUCUCAUCACACAGGCGAUUACCAGCGCCGCUGAGAAACGUCUUACGCUGUCGCAGAUAUACGAGUGGAUGGUCCAGAAUGUUCCGUACUUCAAGGACAAGGGGGACAGCAACAGCAGUGCCGGAUGGAAGAAUUCGAUAAGGCACAAUUUGUCGCUGCACAAUAGAUUCAUGCGGGUGCAGAACGAAGGAACUGGCAAGAGUUCAUGGUGGAUGAUAAACCCGGAUGCAAAGCCAGGAAAAUCGGCACGGCGACGUGCGACGUCGAUGGAGACGAGUAAGUUCGAGAAGCGUCGAGGUCGCGUAAAGAAGAAGGUCGAGGCGCUUAGAAACGGUGGACUUCAGGCCGACGCUACACCGAGUCCCAGCAGCAGCGUCAGUGAGGGCCUCGACCUGUUUCCGGACAGUCCUCUCCACUCAGCAAGCGGUUUUCAGCUUUCGCCGGACUUUCGACCUCGGGCUUCCAGCAACGCUUCGUCCUGUGGCAGGCUAAGUCCGAUUCCCGCUGUCUUCGGAGAGCCCGACUGGACACCAUCCUACGCGCCAUCCUACAGCCCCGAUCAGCUCGCUGGCAGCUUGGCCGAGUCCAUGAAGCUGGAAUCAUACCAAAUGUACCAAACCUCACCGCCGAACCACCAGCAGACCGGACCUCCACCUUCUUACUACGAGGCGCAGUACCAGCGGAACAACUCCUUGCGCACCGGGUCCUCAUCCUACGGCUUACCACCCACGCCUCAGUCCGCCAACCAGCAGAGAUGUCCUCACCACCGCCUCCAGCCCUGCGCCUGUCAAAUGAACCUGAGCCCAGUCUCCGGCAUGUCACCGUCCUAUUCGCAAAGUGAACCUAGCCCGUCGUCGUUGGGGGGAAGCCAACAGCAACAGCAACCACCGCAGUACCUAAUGCAGAACCAGCAACAGCAGCAACAGAAACAGCAUCAACAGCGUCAAGCGCAAACAAGGCCCGCGGGUCCAAGUCCACCGCACACGCCAUCGCCCUGCACGCCGACACCGAGCACAAUGAUGGGCCAGUUGAUGGGGGCCCUGAACAACGCGACGCUACUAGACGACCUGAACAUCAACAUCGAGUCGCUGCACGGCGGCUUCGACUGCAACGUAGAAGAGGUGAUAAAGCACGAGCUGUCGAUGGAAGGCUCCCUCGACUUCAACUUCCAGCAGGGCGUGAUGGGCGUUGCGUCCGUGCAGGUUAGCGAUGCUGGCGCCGUUGGCCAGGGCGGCGUCUCCCAGAGCAAUCAGAGUACCGCCAACAACGCCACGGUCGUUUACGCUAACGCGGCGAAACCAUCAGCACCUUCCUGGGUCCACUAGCGACCAAAGACCUCAGCCCUCCUCGUCACUGCACCCGGAACGUUUCUGCAGUAUCUCGAUACCACGACGACAGCUGACGGAGUCGAGGCGCGCUGCAUCGUUUCAGAUGUACGCGGAGGGCUGCAGUAUAAGACCGUGGAAGGAUUGGUUUGUGAUAAAGUACAGUAGGUUAUUUUAAUUUCUUUUCCCAUCGUCCGUUUUUGUUCAGUUUUUGCAACUUUUCUUUCCCCGACAACGAUAUAACCGCCUGUAUACGUACUUCAAAAGAAAAUAUAAAUCAGCUUAAAACACAGACAAAAAUAGAUGCCAGCCUACACACAUUCAACUAUAAAUAAAUGAGUACAUAUAUAUAUAUGUGUAUAUAUGUAUCUUAUAUGUACGAUUAAUUAGUGCAAUUGGUGCAAAGAUGAAAGAGAGAAGAGAAAGAGGAGAAAAGAAAACAACAACAACAACAAUGACGAAAAAUAUUUAACUAUAUGUUAAAUGUAAUCUAGGAUUCUGUUUUUAUAGGUGCUCAAAUGGUAGUGGAAUUAAAUAAUAUAACGAUAAAAAACAACAACAACAACAACUAAACAAAUGAAAUAAUUAUGUUAAUGAAUGUAGACGUAAGUAAAUAAGGAAUUAAGUUAUUGAGUAAGUAGAAAGAAAGCGGGGGGACGGGGACGGGGGGGAUUAAAUUUGAAAAACUUGGAAUAAAAUGAAAAACGCGACGCGAUGUGAAUUUUCCUCAACGCUACGUGGGAUCCACUGCACGACGGAAUUUCAAAUUCCCAAAAUAAUUUUUUCUCUUCAAUCUUCAAUAUCCGUUGAUACUUCAUACCUCAAAAAGAGAUUAAAAACAUGAGCGGGAAAAGAAACCGUCGCCAUGGAUAUUCUCGUAAUCACCGCGUUAAGUGUUUGAAUAUUGAUUGCAAAUGAAGAUAUUCGUUUGCAUUAUUGAGAUUACCCAAACACUUUGCAUACAAUAAAUUACACAUGCACGCGUCGUACAAUGUGUGAGACGUACGUAUACAUGUAAAACCUAUCGUUCCAUUCGUGGCUCGUGUGGAUUUUUAUUUUUAUUUUACAUCAUUGGCCUGAUAAAUUUCUAAAAAUAUCAUUAACAAGCGUACAACAAGAUAUUAUUGUUUUUUUUUUUUUUUCUGUUCCCUCCCUUCCCCCCAUUUUUAUUGUCACCGAUGACCACGAACGGUUUUCAAAACUUUAUACGAUACGUUUACUAUUCUAUACAUACGCCCUAAUAUAUAUAAUUAUUACCAAUACGUACAUACAAUUUAGAGUUAGAAAAAUUUAAAAUUAAACAUAUGUGUAUAUAUAUAUAUGUAUAUAUAUAUAUAUAUAUAUAUAUAUAUAUGUACCUAUAUCAAUUAGCAUAAUAUACAUAACUACUGCCUAUGUGUACCUGAUGCGUACGUAUAGGUUUACACGUUCGUUAGUGUUUUUAUUACUUUUUUUUUUUUUUUCUUCUUAUUCCGAUUUGGAAGGGGGUCUAAGGGACGGAUGCGAAGCUGUAAGUUUAACUGUCUUUUUCCAUCGACGAAAAAAAGAUUUAUCGUGGAGAAAAUUAUUUUAUAAGGAAAUACUCUGCCAUAUGUUAACAAUUAUGCACAUGCUCAUAUAUAUGUAUAUGUAAUAUAUAUAUAUAUAUACGUAUGUAUGCGAUUGUACCUAUAUUGCAUAUUAUGUUUUGAAGAUAAGAGACGGUGCGAAUAUCGAAUCGCCCCAUAAUUUACGAGAGGUUCAGCGAUCGUGUAAACUGUAGUGAAAAAAGGAAGUGAUUUCGAUAUAGUAUAUAUAUAAAUAUAUAAUAUAUUACUAAUGUAUAUUAUCGUUAUUUUUAGUUUUCUGUUUUUUUUUUUUUUGUUCAUUAAUGAUCGUUCAUUUAUUCGUACGGGUACACAAAUCAAGUCAAUAAUUUUAACUUUUAGACGCUCAUUUUUAUAUAAUACAUACGUAAAUACAUAUGCGCAUGCAUAGAAACAUAUACGUUAAUACACGUUAUACUUGCAAUUCUAUUAUCGUUAUUCAUCAUGCUUCCCUGCAUAUAUUUUUACGGGAAACUGUUACGCAUUUUACAUUUUUUUUUUUUUUUUGUUCAUCAUUGUUUUAAUCAGAUCCCCCCCCACGGUUCAUAAAUACUGACGACGCGAUAGGUAUCGGUGGAGAUCGGCAGGAUCAACCUUUCGAAAAAUCAUUGCAAUCGAUCCCUCAGAAGUAUGACAUUAUAUCAUGAAAAGUUCUUGUUAUUGUUUAGUGAAAAAUGAAAAAAUCGAAUCCCCAGAGUUCCGUUACCACUUAGGGAAGUUGAUAAAAAUACUUCAACUAUAAUGAUAUAAUAAUAAUCGAAAAAGUCUCGGUAUUAAAAACCGCGCGUUAUCAAGUUUUGCGUAGUAGUUUCAUUUUUAUUCUUCAAUUUAUUUCCAUAGCAUUGAUGAAUCUCGCGCAUGAGAAAUAAGGAAAAAAAAAGAAAAAAAACGCAGGAAACCAAAAAAAUUACGUACGGAGACCAAAUAAAGAUGAACGAAUAACAUUUUCACGUUGAAAAUAUAAGUCUAGGAACCUGCAGACGAUAGAUGACAGAUAUAGAAAAAACCGAGAGGGGGGAAGACAGUAAAUAAUUGGCGUUGAAAUCAAUGCGUUUAACGUUGGUAAAAUUGCAGAGUAUAUGCGAAGAAGAGUGACGAUGAUGAUGACAAUUUUAAUGAUGAUUAUACCUGUAGCGUAAAAAUAUUAUAUAGAAAAUUUUUUGCGGCAUUCGCGUCAAUGCAGCAUUUAAUGCGAUAUUCAAUGUUAUGCAUACACAUAUACCCAUAUAGAGUGUUUGAGAAACGGUGGAACGGCGACGA
Messenger RNA from Neodiprion virginianus, 4916 nucleotides. RefSeq names its product forkhead box protein O (gene foxo). The record is from RefSeq and is a predicted model, not a curated record. Lineage: Eukaryota; Metazoa; Arthropoda; Insecta; Hymenoptera; Diprionidae. Gene Ontology annotation, cellular component: nucleus. The transcript has 8 exons. Gene Ontology annotation, biological process: regulation of transcription by RNA polymerase II. The coding region runs from base 463 to 2070 and encodes 535 amino acids. Gene Ontology annotation, molecular function: DNA-binding transcription factor activity, RNA polymerase II-specific; RNA polymerase II cis-regulatory region sequence-specific DNA binding.